UUUUUCUUCUUAUUUUUUUUUUCUCUUCUUUCCUCAACAAUGUUACUCGUAACCCAAAUAAACUCUAAAAACGGCCCUGCGAUUUUCUUUUCUUUCUUAAUUUACAGCGAAGUUGUUGCAAGUAAUUUCACGAAGCAAACCCGUUUGUGGAAUUCUUCGAAGUGGGUUUAAUUGGAAAAAAGUUCGUUGCCGUAAUUACUGAGUAAACUCAAAGAACCGUCGGUGAUGAAUGAUGUCGACGUUAACUGUUCGUCAUAAUCAAAUACGGAGUAGGUUCUGUCAGCUUGAUAUUUGAAUUAGUAUACGCUCACUGAAAUUCCUCUCCUUUUCCUCAAUCUCUUCACUUAUUAGACCACAAAGAAACAGUGUUCAGUGUUUCGACUGUUUGGUGUUUGGCCUACACGACCUUUCCCUCAGACCAGUCAUUGUAGGAAUGUGAGCAAAGUCUGCUCUAGGGAUCUCACCUGCCCAGUAAGUUACAGUUCUAAACCCUCCCUACCCUUUCCUUGCUUUCACAUUUUGCAUCCUUUCCUUCCAGAGUGUGAUCUAUGGACCUUGCAUCUGUGCGUUGAUGAUCUUGCUUUUUCAGAAGAAUAUGCCAACAACUGUGCGUAUGCGGGUUCUGUUUUUUAGGGGAAUGUGCAUUUAUCUUGAAAUAGCAGUAAUUAGCAAACAUGGUACUGGGGAAGAAUUCCCGAGGCGAGGGGAGGAAGUUGUCAAACUACUGUUCAACGGUUUCUAUUGCUGUGUUCGUUGCAUUUUGUUUGGUUGGUGUAUGGAUUAUAAUGUCAACCAUUGUUCCAAUUCAGAAUUCAGUCAUUCAGGUAUCUGAGACCAUUAGUGAUGUAAAAGAUGUACAGAGUGAUUCCAAGCAAUUUGAAGAAAGAUCUGGUGAUAUACCAGAAGAAUCAACAAAGGGAGAUACCCAGACUCUUAAACCUCAGAGCGAUAGCUUUGCAGAAAACCAGAAUGAACAAAAGGAAAUUGGAGAAGUGUCUGAUAAUAUGGCUAACGAAAACCAGGAGGUUGUUAGGGAGAGCUCAGAUGAAAAGAAUGAUUUUGAGAAGGAUCCUGGGAAUAGUGCUGAGGAGAAUGAUAAAAUGAGGAAUGUCAAGCCGAGCACUGACGAGAAGGAGCAGGAGAAAGGAUCAGAUGGAACAUUAAAUUCUGACUCUGCAGAAACAGAAACUUUGAAUGGUCAAAAUCAUAAUGAUGAGCUCAGAGGAUCAAUGGGAACUUUAGAUGAAAAGGAAUCUGACAAGAGUGCAAAUGAUAACAAAUUAGGGACAGAAAAGAGUAUGGAUAAAGUUACACAACAGGAUGAGAUAGUUAAUGAGACUGAAGAGGAGACAGCAAAGAUAAAUACACAUUCUGAAACAACACAAAUUUCUGGAGAGAGUAACACAGAUAGCCAUGAAAAUAGUCAAGCUUCAAAAGAAGAUUUUAUUGCUGAUACACAAUCAGAAACUUUGAUUGAAACUAGCGCUGAAAAUGGAACCUGGUCAACUCAAGCCACAGAGUCACAACACGAGAAGGAAUCACAGACGUCUACAGUUUCUAUUGACAGUAGUAGAUAUGAUUGGAAACUUUGUAAUACAACUACCGGAUCAGAGUAUAUUCCUUGCCUUGACAAUUGGUAUGCAAUUAGAAGGCUUCAUAGCAUAAGCCACUAUGAGCAUCGUGAGAGACACUGUCCUGAUGAAGCUACCACUUGUCUUGUUUCUCUGCCCGAGGGCUAUAGAAGCCCAAUUAGGUGGCCCAAAAGCAGGGAAAUGAUAUGGUACAAGAAUGCUCCACACACAAAGCUUGUAGAAGAUAAGGGUCAUCAAAACUGGGUUAAAGAUGCUGGUGAAUACCUUACUUUUCCUGGUGGUGGAACUCAAUUUAAACAUGGGGCUCUUCAUUACAUAGAAUUCAUUCAGAAAUCUCUUCCUAAAAUUGCAUGGGGGAAGAGAAGUCGUGUGAUAUUGGAUGUUGGGUGUGGGGUAGCCAGCUUUGGAGGCUACUUGUUUGAAAAAGAUGUGCUGACCAUGUCAUUUGCUCCUAAAGAUGUGCACGAGGCACAAGUACAAUUUGCUCUGGAACGGGGAAUUCCUGCCACAGUAGGUGUCAUGGGCUCCAUAAGAUUACCCUACCCUGGUUCUGUCUUUGAUCUUGUCCACUGUGCUCGUUGUAGAGUCCCUUGGCAUGUAGAAGGUGGCAGGUUACUCUUAGAGCUUAACCGUGUCUUAAGACCUGGAGGAUACUUUGUGUGGUCUGCUACUCCAGUGUACCAAAAGGAUCCAGAAAGUGUUGAGAUUUGGAAAGCGAUGGGUGAAAUUACUGUGUCAAUGUGCUGGGAUCUGGUGGUAAUUGCAAAGGACAAAUUGAAUGGAGUGGCAGCAGCAAUAUAUAGAAAACCAACUGACAAUGAAUGCUAUAACAACAGAAUAAAAAAUGAGCCACCCAUGUGCAACGAAUCUGAUGAUCCAAAUACAGCCUGGAAUGUAUCACUACAGGCUUGUAUGCACAAAGUGCCCAUUGAUGCAUCAGAGCGUGGAUCAAUCUGGCCCGAGCAAUGGCCACUGAGGUUGGAGAAACCGCCUUACUGGAUAAACUCUCAGGCUGGUGUUUAUGGAAGAGCUGCUGCUGUGGAAUUCACUGCUGAUUACAAGCAUUGGAAAAAUGUUCUAUUCCACUCAUAUUUGAAUGGAAUGGGUAUCAAUUGGUCUUCAGUAAGAAAUGUGAUGGACAUGAGAGCUGUUUAUGGAGGGUUUGCUGCAGCACUCAGAACCCUGAAAGUGAAUGUCUGGGUAAUGAAUGUGGUUCCGAUUGAUUCUCCGGACACACUGCCUAUAAUAUAUGAGCGUGGAUUGUUUGGUAUCUAUCAUGAUUGGUGUGAAUCCUUCAAUACAUACCCUAGAUCCUAUGAUCUUCUUCAUGCAGAUUCUAUAUUAUCAGCACUUAAGAAAAAGUGCAACAUAGUGGCAGUGAUUGCAGAAGUUGAUAGGAUCCUAAGACCAGAAGGUUAUUUUGUGGUAAGAGACAAUGCUGAAACCAUUGGUGAGAUAGAAAGCAUGGCUAAAUCAUUACACUGGGAUAUUCGGUUGACAUAUUCAAAAGAUGGGGAGGGAUUGCUUUGCAUUCAGAAGACAUUCUGGCGUCCAACAAAGGUUGAAACAGUUGCAUCAGCCUUUGCAUGAUUAGGAUGCUUCACCAUCAUAUUUUCAAAGUUUGAAAUAGCUAUACGUUUACUUCUAUGGUUAUAUUAUAUUGUGGAAGAGUGUCACAUUCACUUCUCUAUAUAAUAUUCAUUAUUGUUUAAUGUAAAUUAUACACACGACUUGCUUCGUAGUUCGUUAGCACUCACUUUAUCUGCACAGUCGUCUGUCAAAACACCAUUUGGGGACAAUUUUAAUUGAAAUUAUCAAUAUGUCGAUUUUUGUUUUUUUAAAUUACAACAGACGAGUCAGUCGUGCUUGUAAGGAUGAAGUAGUGGUUUCAAGUAUGACUUUGGUUUUGUUGA
Vigna unguiculata (cowpea) is the source of this 3505-nucleotide messenger RNA. RefSeq names its product putative methyltransferase PMT24. The record is from RefSeq and is a predicted model, not a curated record. Gene Ontology annotation, molecular function: methyltransferase activity. Gene Ontology annotation, cellular component: endosome; cytoplasm; trans-Golgi network. Lineage: Eukaryota; Viridiplantae; Streptophyta; Magnoliopsida; Fabales; Fabaceae.